AUGGUCGCCCAGUUCAAUGACUUUGACAAGUCACUGCAGGAGGUGAACUCCAGCUUGGAGACUUUUGUGCGAGGCAUCCAUGAGCUGGCCACGGGUGUACAGAGCCUGUCUGAUGGUUUGUCCGAGCAGCUCAAGCUGGCACAGGAUCGCAUUCUGGUGACGGAGGGCUGCCGGCUGCGCGAAGCCGCGCAGAACAUCGCACGCCAGGACGCUCCACACAGUGCGGUGGCGCGGUUCAACCGGAACAUGGAUUUCAACAUCACAGCUCCGCUUAAGGACCACUUGGCCAACAACGAAAAGUUGCGGAAGGAGCUGGAGAAACGGGACAUGUGCCUGGCUGCGCUGAAAGAGGCGUUAAAGCAGGUGGAGCUUUGCGAUGCCCAUGCGUUGCAAGAUGCAGAUCUCCGGCGGAAGUUGGCCAAGUCGGAGUUCCAAGCUUCCAAGGCUAGUUUCGAGCGAAUCAAUCGAAGCGUCUUCGAGUGGCUCUACACACUGGAAGAGCACAGGGAUGACAUCUUGGAUUCUUGUCUUCAGACCUUGAAGCAUCUGCAGUACGACUUUUUAGCUUCUGCUGCCCACUCCAUCUCUGAUGUGCUGCCGGAGCGUAUGGCUUUUCGCCGCAUGACCGAGAUGAUGCCGGAGUGCCUGGAGGCCCAUGUACAGCAGGAGCUUCGUGACACUCAGGACCCAGAGCUGUCUCAGGAAGGCGGAGAGACUUUUGCCCUUCGCCUGGUGGAGCGACUGGCGCGGGAGGGCAAGGAGCGACCAGGUGCUGCUCCUGAGUCUGCUCCGAGCUCGCAGCCUGUAGACCCAUUGUCGCUGUCGUCGCUGCUGUCCCACGGCUUUGAGGAGGGGCCGGCUCGCCGCGCCCUGCGGCAAACGGGCAACGACACGCAGGCCGCCAACACAACACAUCUCAAAGACACCAAGUGCAAUGAGUAG
Symbiodinium sp. CCMP2592 is the source of this 942-nucleotide messenger RNA. The record is from the annotation of a GenBank genome assembly. Lineage: Eukaryota; Dinophyceae; Suessiales; Symbiodiniaceae.